GGAGGGGAGAACAUUCCUUUCCACCUUGCUGCCGCUGUUCUGAUUGCACUGGCAGGCCUUUUCAGCCAGCAGCAACCAGGCAGAGCCGGCUGGCUGGGUGCAAUCCGGGAGGCUGUUGUAAUAACAGAGAGAACAGAAAGCACAGGGAAGAGCUGGCAGCUGUAUAAAGCUCCCCCAAGCUCUGAUCCCCGCAGAAGUGCUCUGGCCCAGCAACCAGCAUGACCAGCCAGUCUCAGGGAAUCCAGCAGCUUUUGCAGGCAGAAAAACGUGCCAAAGACAAAGUGGAAGAAGCCAAAAAAAGAAAGGGAAAGAGGCUGAAGCAGGCCAAAGAAGAAGCCAUAGCUGAGAUAGACCACUACCGGUUACAGAGGGAGAAGGAAUUUAGGAAUAAGCAAACAAACGUAAUGGGCUCCCAAGGUAACCUCUCUGCUAAAAUAGAAGAGCAAACAACAGAAACCAUCCGAAACCUCACUAGCAGCUACCACAAGAACAUGGAGAGCAUGAUGAAAAAGCUUUUGAAUACAAUAUGUGACAUCAACCCUGAAGUUCACCCAAACUUCAGACACGCAGUUUAACAUUCAUUGAUGUACUAAGGAAAGAUGUUUGUAAGAAGUAGCCUUCUUUCUUGAUAAGGAUGUUUCCUCAUUUAUUGUUUCUGUAUGUGUGAGAAAAAAAGAACACUAAAGUCAAAAGCACACCGUUCUACAUAAGCUUUUGAUGUGACAAGAAUUACACAGGGUUUCACAAGCAUUUGUUGGAACAUAGUUUCCUGUUGGUAGCUCAGCCCUUGUCAUUUAGACGGGGGCAAGUCAGACACAGCAGAAUAAAUUACUAUUUGACACCA
Columba livia (rock pigeon) is the source of this 844-nucleotide messenger RNA. It is a transcript of the gene ATP6V1G3, whose product is annotated as ATPase H+ transporting V1 subunit G3. Gene Ontology annotation, cellular component: vacuolar proton-transporting V-type ATPase complex. The record is from RefSeq and is a predicted model, not a curated record. Gene Ontology annotation, molecular function: proton-transporting ATPase activity, rotational mechanism. The transcript is spliced from 3 exons. The coding region runs from base 219 to 575 and encodes 118 amino acids. Lineage: Eukaryota; Metazoa; Chordata; Aves; Columbiformes; Columbidae. Gene Ontology annotation, biological process: proton transmembrane transport.